Molecule: messenger RNA, 1709 nt
Organism: Xenia sp. Carnegie-2017
Lineage: Eukaryota; Metazoa; Cnidaria; Anthozoa; Malacalcyonacea; Xeniidae
Product: collagen alpha-2(I) chain-like
Exons: 31
Coding region: 159-1679 (506 amino acids)
Source: RefSeq, a predicted model, not a curated record
GGACAUAUUGGGGAAGAGGGCUUCAGGGGAUUCAAAGGGAUUAAGGGUAGCAAAGGUGAUGAAGGUAUAAAAGGAAUAAAGGCGAAUCAGGAAGCAAGGGUAAUCCAGGAAUAUCGGGGAGGCUUGGGGGUUUUGGGAGUAGUGGUAAAGAUGGCCCAAUGGGUGACGUAGGGAUGAUUGGGGGGAUUGGAAAUGAUGGAGAGAAGGGUUUACCUGGUACGACAGGUUCACGUGGAAAUCGAGGAGCUCACGGUUCUAAGGGAAAGCAAGGAGAACGAGGAGAAAAAGGAGACGACGCUGCACGUGGAUCUUUUGGUGAUAGUGGAUAUGAAGGGAUGUCUGGAGCAAUUGGUUAUGAGGGAGAGAAAGGCGAUAAAGGCGAAGCCGGUCAUCCGGGAGAACCAGGACUGCAGGGAGCUGUUGGUGAUGUUGGCGCGGCAGGAGAACAAGGCGAGACUGGUUUUAAAGGUACUGUUGGUGUUCAAGGUCAUGCAGGCUUCAAAGGGGAACCUGGUCCCAGGGGAGAUACUGGACUUUCAGGGAUUACGGGAGCAUCUGGCGCUAAGGGAUAUUUAGGUAAACCAGGAAUAGCAGGGGAUCAAGGCAAACCUGGAGGAAAGGGACGUCCCGGCUCUCGUGGAUAUAUGGGAGAAAAUGGCGUGAUGGGAUCCGUUGGACCUCCUGGAACCAUGGGAAAAAAGGGGGUAAUGGGAGCAUCCGGAGAAAAGGGUAUGCAAGGAGCGGUUGGACCUCGUGGGUCGUUAGGGAGCAUUGGAAGUAACGGUGAUAAUGGACCAGAUGGAGAUCCAGGGGAUUUGGGUAUAAAAGGCUUUUCUGGAAAGACGGGUGAUAUGGGUCAUGUAGGCGAACCGGGGCCUGAAGGACCGACUGGACCUCAUGGGAUAAUAGGACCUGAUGGUGUAUAUGGUGAAAAAGGUUUUAAAGGAUUGAUUGGUUUGGUCGGCAAGAAAGGCGAAGCGGGUGAUGAGGGUAAUAAAGGAAGGAAAGGUGUUAUUGGUGAAACUGGAGAAUUGGGGCCUCGUGGUCCACGCGGCUUGCUUGGUGAAAUUGGAGCAUUUGGAUUUAAAGGACAGCUUGGACUAUUUGGCACGAGAGGACCAGAGGGCGUGAAAGGGUCAAAGGGAAGAAAGGGUGAUGUUGGACUUCCUGGAAAUUUAGGAUCACUUGGGAACAUGGGACCAAAAGGGAAAUCCGGUGUUGUUGGGGAGGAUGGUGCCAUAGGACCUUCGGGGAUAAGUGGUGAUAGUGGAUUGAUGGGAUCAAAAGGUUAUGCAGGAGCACAGGGAGUAACGGGUAAGAAUGGUGAUCCUGGUUUAGCUGGUGAAAUUGGACUACAGGGUUUCAUCGGAUCACGUGGAGACAAAGGAUAUCCAGGAUUUGCUGGACAACAGGGUGAGAAAGGUGACGUCGGUAUAGAAGGAAGGGCUGGUAAAGCAGGUCUUAAAGGUGUUUUGGGCGACAGAGGUUUUGUGGGUGAUUUGGGCUUGACAGGCCAACGAGGACCACUUGGAGGACUGGGAAUGAAAGGAAAUGUUGGAAAUAUGGGACCUGGGGGAUAUCCUGGUGAAAGAGGGAAAGAGGUACAAAAGGGACGAAAGGUGUUAGGGGAGCACUUGGUUUUCCUGGUCCUACAGGGCCUCAUGGCGAAACUGGAGUGAGGGGGCUUCUAGGUGAUACUGGACCGUAUG